UCGGGAGGGUGGGGCGGGGGAACCGGGAGCUCGGGGCAGAGGCGCAGGUGAAAGAGGAAACGGCCGUGUCUCCAGACUUGGUGUGAACCUGGCGCCGUAUUCAGACGCCCGAUGAGAACCUGCGCGCCCCAGCGCCCGUUUCCAGGUGUACCCUCUCAGUUUGCUACACUCUUCCAGUAGUGGCAGAAAAUGAUCACAUCCCAGGGAUCACUGUCAUUCCAGGAUGUGGCCAUCGGCUUCACCCAGGAGGAGUGGCGGCACCUGGACCCUGCUCAGAGGCAGCUAUACAGGGACGUGAUGCUGGAGAACUACAGCCACCUCGUCUCAGUGGGGUAUUGCAUCGCUAAACCAGAAGUGAUCCUCAAGUUGGAGCAAGGUGAGGAGCCGUGGACAUUGGAGGAAGAAUUUCUACACCAGAGCUGCCCUGAAUUAAUUAAUAUCUGUAGAAACUAUUCAAGAAAGAAGUUUGAUGAGUUUAACAAAGGUAGAAAAUGGUUCCAUGAUGACAAGCAUGAAAGAAUUCAUUCUGAAGAGAACCCUUAUGAAUAUAAUAAAAGUGGAAAUAGCAUCUGUCUUAAUGAGGACUCUAUUCAGCAUCGAAAAAUUCAAAUUUUGGAGCAACCUUUUGAAUACAAUGAAUGUAGGAAAGCUUUCCAUGAGAAUUCACUCUUUGUUAUACACAAGAAUCCUUACACAGGACAGAACACCUGUGAAUACAGUGAAUACAGAAAAACCUUCUGUGAUAUGUCGGCUCUCAUUGCUCAUCAGAGAACACAUCCAAAAGAGAAUCACUAUGUGUUUAAUGAAUGUGGAGAAAAUUUCUUUGAGGAAUCCAUUCUCUUUGAACAUAAUGUUCACCCUUUGAGCCAGAAGUCAGACCUCAUUCCAAUUCGGAGAAGCCACUCAAUUGACAAUAUAAUUGGAUAUAACAAAUGUGGAACCUUUUUAAAUGAAAAAUUAGUCUUUGGCAUACAACAGGGAAUACACACAGGAGAAAAACACUAUGAAUGUCAUGAAUGUGGAAAAAUCUUCAACCAGAAGUCAGCGCACACAAGACAUCAGAAAACCCACACAGGGGAAAAAUCCCGUGAAUGUCAUGAGUGUGGGAAAACUUUCUACAAGAAUUCAGACCUCAUUAAACAUCAGAGGAUUCAUACAGGGGAGAAACCUUAUGAAUGUCGAGAAUGUGGGAAAUCCUUCAGUGAAAAGUCAACCCUCACCCAACAUCAUAGAACACACACAGGGGAGAAACCAUAUGAAUGUUAUGAAUGUGGGAAAUCCUUCUCAUUUAAGUCAGUCCUUACUGUACAUCAGAAAACACACACAGGGGAGAAGCCCUAUGAAUGCUGUGAAUGUGGGAAAGCCUUUCUGAGAAAAUCAGACCUCAUUAAACAUCAAAGAACUCACACAGGGGAAAAACCUUAUGAAUGUAAUGAAUGUGGGAAAUCCUUCUCUGAGAAAUCAACUCUCACUAAACAUUUGAGAACUCAUACAGGUGAGAAGCCCUAUGAAUGUAUUGAAUGUGGAAAAUUUUUCUGCUACUACUCGGGUUUCACAGAACAUCAGAGGAGACACACAGGAGAGAAACCUUUUGGAUGUAAUAAAUGUGGGAAAAACUUCCGUCAGAAGUCAGCCCUAAUUGUUCAUCAGAGAACUCACAUAAGACAGAAACCCUAUGAAUGUAAUGAAUGUGGAAAAUCAUUCUGUGUGAAAUCAAAACUUAUUGCACAUCAUAGAACACACACAGGGGAGAAACCCUAUGAAUGUAAUGUUUGCAAGAAAUCAUUCUAUGUGAAGUCAAAACUUACUGUACAUCAGAGAACACAUUUGGGAAGAAGCUCUAUAAAUAUAAUAAAUGAGGGAAAUCACUCUGGGUGAAGUAAAGAGUUUAUAGAACAAAGAAUGCAAAGUGGGGAGAAAAAUCUAUUAAGAUUUUGAGAACACCUUUGGUCUAAAGUCAGUUCUCAUAAUACAGCAGAGAACUUACAAAGGGAAGGAAAUAAUAUGAAGAUAUUCUGGACAUAGGAAAAUAUAAUACUGGAAUUUGGACCAUACGGUAUAUCAGCUCAGAGAAGAGAAAACCUGUUGGUGAAUAGAUAAGGGAACCUUCUGCCGAAGGCCACUCCUCACUAAACAUUUGAGAAAUCACAUGGUAGAAACCUCUGUCAGUAUUUGUAGGAAGACUUCAUCUAUAGGCCAGAGAAAAUGCACAAAGUAUAGGACGUUAUAGGAAAGCAUUUAUUAUGAGGUGGCAUUUUAUUGGACUUGUGCAAAAUGCUUGAAGUAGAAUCUCAGUGGACAUCAGAUAGUAGUUACAAGAGAAAUACUUUUGUUUUAAGUAGGUAGAAGCUUUACGUUAAAGCUAGCUUAUCAUACAUCAGCGAUUUUUAAUUGAACUGUCUAGCAUUUUAGGAAGUGUGGAGACUGUUUGCAUUUAGACAUAGUAUUUAUACAAUUUGGCCCAUAGCUGGGUGUGCUGUUGCUUCCAAUUUAAGGUAUUAGAUGUGAACUGAAACCAGUGGGUUGUAAGCAAUUCAAAUGGUAUUGCUCAGGCAUAUGCAAAACAUCAAGGGGACCCACCUGCAAGAUUUUCUGAUGUCCAGGUCGAGAGAGAUAUCCUGGUCUUGGUGGCAUACAUAGGACAGGAACUUGCUAACAGGAUUUUUGAAUAAUUCUGUGGUAGACUAAUUUUGAGUGGUCUGUCCUGAAAUGGUGAAUCAAAGGGGCAGUGUAGGUUGCCUUGAAUGCAACUACUAGGUGUAGUGGAAGUGAGUAUGGAAUAUAGGUGGUUUCUGCCUUACCGGUGUUUAACAGUUUGGCCAGAUGCCAUCAUGCUGUGAAGUGAUUUAUUGCAACCAACUUUAUCCACGUACUUAACGUGUUUUAUAUGUGAUACAGUGAUUUUUUAAAAAGCAGAAGAUUCAUACACAAACAUAUACUCUGUUAAGUAUGGAGCUUUAGAAAGCACAAAUAGAUUCUACUAUUGAGUAAGAUACAGUAGUUUGCAGCAGACCAGUGCACUCACUAAGAACAACUAGAAAAGCAGUUCACAAAAAGCAUCUAUUUAAUUGCAACCUAUUGUCGCAGAAGCAAAGAGGGUUAGGAUGGUAAAGUUCAGGAGGUGUGUAUGACAGAAAGUACAUGGGAAAACAUAGCUGUUUUUCCUGGGAGCACUUGCCAAUUCUGGCUACAGGGGGGGAUCUGACUAUUAAGCUUGGCUCCAGCAGAAGGCUAUAGCCUGGUGGGGGGAGGGGGGUUAGGGUGCAGGAAGACCAGAAACCAGGGAGUGAUGAACUCUUGACAGUCAAGGCUGGAGUGAAAAAGAUUGAAAUGCAAGAGGCUUCAAACAUAUAGCCAGUUUCUUGAAAUUUUCAGAAUACUGAUACAGGGCAGAAACUUGGAAAUCUAAGCUGAAAAACACAAGUAGAUUUUUUUUGCAGUACUGAGAAAAAAUGAAUAGAAUUCAGGAACUGCCAGUAGGAUGGGUCCUUGGUGAACACAGCAUGCCAUCAAUAAAAGCAGAAGGUCCUACCAGAGGUAGAUUGUACCUUGCCAAAACUGCAAACAAUUCCUGAGUCAUAUUUUAAAAUGUACACAGAAAGAAAACUCAUAGGAACAGAUGGCUUCACUGCAGUUAUUCUAAAUAUUUAAAAAAUAAUACCAAACUUUAGUAAACUUUUCCAGAGAAAGCAAGAUGGGACUUUUCCUAUUUAUUUUAUGAGACCAGUACAACUUUGAUACCAAAACCUUUAAGACAUUUCAGGAAAGUAAAGUUACAGACCACUACAUUAUGAAUUUAGAUGCAAAACCUAAAAUUGAAAAAAAUUGCAGCCGUAUAUCUUGACUAAAUGAUGUUUACUAGAGGAAUCAAAGGAUAGAUUUGAUAUUUAAAAUUCAGUCCAUUUGGCCUUCUCUUUCUUUCACACUCUCCUUUCUCCCUUGCACUUAGUGAGUUUCCCCUCUGCCUUCCCUUCCCAGAAUUGAAGAGGCAGAGCAGUCCUGCUGUUGGGAUGAGAAAGGUGCGGUGGUGACAUGCCAACCUGUAUGGAGUCCUGAGAGCAAGUGGAAGAGAUGGUUAGCAUGGCUGAGAUAUUGGUAGACUGAGCAGAUAAGUAAAUGUAUUGAGGAUAAUUAGAGACAGGUUUCUCACUGUUGGAAAGGGUAUCUAUAAAAAUGGAAAUGGGAGAAGCUAAAAAACCACCUUGAGUGUUGGACUGGAAUGUAACUCAUUUUAAAUACACAGAAGUAAUUAUAGUAGCAUUUGUGUGUGUUUGUGUGUAUUUUAUGGAUCUGUCUGUGGACACCAGGUACCAGGUUAUAAUUACUAAAUACUGUCCUCCCACCAAAAAUGGACCAAAUGUCUGGAGUGAUGGCUUAUUCCAAGUCAGAGAUGGGGAGAAAUACAAGAUGAUCUUCUCUAUCAGGCAAUAAGAAAGUGUUCAAAAAAUUAUGGAGACAUGUCAAAAGGACAAAAGAACCACCUUGGACAGUUUCCACUGGCCAAAUUUGAGACAGUUUGAACAUCAAAACAAAUAACAAUAGCAUCACAAAAGACUUUAAAAUGGGAAUCCAAUAAUUUGUACGUAUAUAAAUAAGUGAAUAAAUACAUAGAGAAGGGAAAGCUUUUCUUUAUAUAAUGUCAACUAGUAAAUCUGGGAGGAAUAAUAGCAGUAGAAAAACAUCAUUUGGUAAUUGUCAUACUGGUGGCUAACUCAGUAAGUAGUUGCCAACAUAGGCUACAGUUUGUGAUUAGAAGCUGAAUGAAGAACAAGGUAUUGGCAUAACCUCCAAAUAUUUCCCUACAAAAUGCUAAUCAACUGCAAAGGUGAAAAUAGUGAUUUUAUGAUAAACCUGGUAGACACCAACAUAAUCUGGUGAUCAAAGUUCACUUCACCAGUGGUAGGACAGGUUAACAUAAUGAACUCCCUGGUGAGAUGCUCUGAGAAGAGCCAACAUCAUCUGUGCUGUAUUCUUGCCAAGAAACAUAGCCAGAGUGUACUAAUGAGGAGACAUCAGAUGAACCCCCUUGAAAGAUUAUAUUAUAGAAUGUAAAGCCUGUAUUUAAAUUCUCAAGAACAUAAAAGGAAGAGACCAAGAGACUGUUCCAGGUUGGAGGAGACUGAGGUGUUUUAAAAUAAAAACAGGAGGACUUCCUAGGUGGCGCAGUGGUUAAGAAUGCGCCUGCCAAUGCAGGGGACAUGGGUUUGAGGCCUGCUUCGGGAAGAUUCCACAUGCCAUGGAGCACCUGAGCCCACGUACCACAACUACUGAGCCUGUGCUCUAGAGCCCGUGAGCCACAACUGUUGAGCUCAUGUGCUGCAACUGCUGAAGCUGGCGUGCCUAGAACCCCUGGUCUACAACAAGAGAAACAACUGCAAUGAUGAGCUCGCACACCAAAAUGAAGAAUAGCCCCCACUUGCUGCAACUAGAGGAAGUCUGUGUGCAGCAACGAAGACCCAGAGCUGCCAAAAAUUAAUCAAUUUUUCAAAAAAAAGAAAAAAUAGAAUAGUUGGCACAAUUCAGAGUGUGUAGAUUGGAGGCUAGUGUUUAUUACCAGACUUGGGUCUGUAGGUAAGUAAGUAUUUGGGGAAAAAACACACUCUUGUAUAUAAGGGAAAUGAAGUCUCAUGUCUGUAGAUUAUUUUUAAAUGCUGUAGAAAAAG
Hippopotamus amphibius kiboko is the source of this 5663-nucleotide messenger RNA. Its product is annotated as zinc finger protein 37A-like. Gene Ontology annotation, molecular function: RNA polymerase II cis-regulatory region sequence-specific DNA binding; DNA-binding transcription factor activity, RNA polymerase II-specific. NCBI's taxonomy places the organism in Eukaryota, Metazoa, Chordata, Mammalia, Artiodactyla, Hippopotamidae. Bases 190 to 1878 code for a protein of 562 amino acids. The record is from RefSeq and is a predicted model, not a curated record. Gene Ontology annotation, biological process: negative regulation of transcription by RNA polymerase II; regulation of cytokine production; regulation of immune system process. The transcript is spliced from 5 exons.